Molecule: messenger RNA, 3637 nt
Organism: Coccinella septempunctata (seven-spotted ladybird)
Lineage: Eukaryota; Metazoa; Arthropoda; Insecta; Coleoptera; Coccinellidae
Product: zinc finger protein 271-like
Exons: 11
Coding region: 365-3352 (995 amino acids)
Biological process (GO): regulation of transcription by RNA polymerase II
Cellular component (GO): nucleus
Molecular function (GO): DNA-binding transcription factor activity, RNA polymerase II-specific; RNA polymerase II cis-regulatory region sequence-specific DNA binding
Source: RefSeq, a predicted model, not a curated record
AUUUUCGGCCAUGUUGCUUUACUUCUGUUUAUUGUUUGCUGCUCCCCGCGUCCGUGCUGAAUUUUAUAUGAAAUAAUAGUGAAAUUAUGUAAAUAAUUAGUUGAUAAGCGCUGAAUAUACUAUUGUAGAUUAUCUUUAACUGUCUUAUGAUAACAAUUUUGCGAAUCGAAGCUAGGAAUUAUGUGAAAAUGGUAAAAUUUGAUUCGAUAUUUGCAAUGGCUUCCUCCGCGUCCCCCUGGUCUUUGUUCGAAAUGACAGGGGAUAUUGUUCUUUCGUGUUAUUCAAAACUUUACCCCUUUUGAAUUUUUUAACUUUUUUUUUUGAAUGGAACAUGAUUGUUUAGCUUUAUUAUUUUAUUUUCAUUAUGAAUACAAGUGAGAACAAUCCUUUAAAUAAUGGGACUCAUAAUUCUAACAACUCCGAGGUUGAGAGAUCGUUACCAUCUUCAACAAUACCCACUGACUUACGAGUCAACACCACAGCACUAAAUACUGUUGCUUUGAGCGCUAGUGUGGCCAAGUAUUGGGUAUUGACUAAUCUUCUAACUGCUCCUAUACCCCAGGUUUCAGUUUAUGGCACAUUAGGAAGAGAUGGACAAAAAUUAAGCCAGGAAGCCAUGUUGUCUCAACACGGGCUCAUGCCAACAGAGCCUCUAUUAUUACCUCAACACUCACAAAUCCCAGUCAGUAUUUCCACAUCUCAGGGUGUUACCAAUUUGGCCCUUCCAGCUGGUAAUAUGCAUUUAGACAGUCAACAUAAUCAUACGUCACUAUCCCACCACUCCCAGCAGCAGCAGCAGCAGUCUGAGAAUAUGUCAAACCAGCAAAAUCAAAUUAGAGAGAUGUCUCAACAUCCGACUCAUUCUUCCCACACUCAACAUUCACAGCAGCAAAACAUGGUACAAGUUCAGGUUCAAGAUAAUUUGGUGUCUGUUAUAGAAGAUAACAAAGAACACAAGGAAGCGAUAGCAAAUCAUAUCGCCCAGGCGCAUGCCCACGCGCAAGCGCAACUCCACAUCAACGAAAAUCAUCAUAUAAACCACCAGGCGCUUACUGUACAACAAUUACAGCAUCAAGUUCAACAAGUUUUAGAUAACGUGGUACGUCUAGAAAAUUCUGUUGAGAACAAUCAAAAUCAUUCCAAUAACGAUGUCCAUAUGAAUGAAAAUCUUCAUAUAGUGAAAGACGAAAAGAACCAAUCGCAGCAGCAGAACUGCAACAAAGUGUUGCCUCCUCAAUUUGGACUUCAUAACCUAAAAGAAAACCUCAUGGAUGUAAGAACUCCAGAUGGAUCAAUUUUGAAGAUAUCCGCCAAUGUUCAGGAGCAAGAAUUAGUGAAAACAUUGGGUGUUGAGAUGGUACAAAACAUGUACAAGGUUAACGUAGACGAUUUGAACCAACUACUUGCAUAUCAUGAAGUUUUUGGAAAACUACAGGGUGAGCUAUCGACAGGUAAUGCUCAAGGGAUAAUACAAAGCACGGGGACCAAUGUGGGGAUGCAGAAUCAGGCCUCUAAUGUACCUGUUCAAACCAAGGAUGAACAGGAAGCCUCAACAAGUAAUAACAUCGAAAACGCACCAAGUAUCAUCAAUAGUAGUAAUGUUUGUGAUUUGUGUGGAAAGAUGUUUCAAUUCAGAUAUCAAUUGAUUGUACAUAGGCGUUAUCACACUGAGAGGAAACCUUUCACCUGCCAAGUAUGCGGUAAGGCUUUUUCGAAUGCUCAGGAGCUAACAAGACAUGGCAAGUGUCAUUUGGGCGGUAGCAUGUUCACAUGUUCCGUUUGUUUUCAUGUGUUCGCCAACAAUCAAUCUCUUGAACGCCAUAUGAAAAGGCAUUCUACUGAUAAACCCUACAACUGUUCGAUUUGUGGAAAAUCGUUCGCAAGGAAGGAGCAUUUAGAGAAUCAUACAAGGUGCCAUACCGGUGAAACUCCCUAUCGAUGCCAAUUUUGUGCUAAAACAUUCACGAGAAAAGAGCAUAUGGUGAAUCACGUUAGAAAGCAUACAGGCGAAACACCCCAUAGGUGUGAGAUAUGCAAGAAAUCUUUCACGAGAAAGGAACACUUUAUGAACCACGUUAUGUGGCAUACCGGAGAAACCCCACACCAGUGCAGUAUAUGCAAUAAGAAGUACACUAGAAAAGAGCAUCUGGCCAAUCACAUGAGGUCUCAUACGAACGACACUCCAUUCAGAUGUGAAAUAUGUGGGAAGUCAUUCACUCGGAAGGAGCACUUUACGAAUCACAUCAUGUGGCACACCGGGGAAACUCCUCACCGAUGCGAUUUCUGUUCGAAGACUUUCACCAGAAAGGAGCACCUUCUGAACCACGUUAGACAACAUACAGGUGAAUCUCCUCAUCGUUGUGGCUUCUGUUCGAAAUCUUUCACCAGAAAGGAACAUCUCAUUAAUCACGUCAGGCAACACACUGGUGAAACACCCUUCAGGUGUAGCUAUUGUCCGAAAGCCUUCACAAGGAAGGAUCAUCUGGUGAAUCACGUUAGGCAACAUACGGGGGAAUCCCCUCAUAAAUGUACUUUCUGCACCAAAUCUUUUACCAGAAAAGAACAUCUGAACAAUCACGUCAGGCAGCAUACAGGUGAAUCACCUCAUAGGUGUCACUUUUGUUCCAAAUCUUUCACGAGGAAAGAGCAUCUAACCAAUCACGUGAGGAUUCAUACAGGGGAGUCUCCUCAUCGUUGCGAGUUCUGUCAGAAGACAUUUACCAGAAAGGAACAUUUAACGAACCAUCUUCGACAACAUACUGGAGAAACUCCCCAUUGUUGCAAUGUAUGCUCCAAACCCUUCACAAGAAAAGAACAUCUCAUUAAUCAUAUGCGAUCUCAUACAGGAGAGAGGCCUUUUGCCUGUGGUGAGUGUGGAAAAUCCUUCCCGUUGAAGGGUAAUCUACUGUUCCAUCAAAGGUCGCAUAACAAGGGUGCUCAGGCCGACAGACCGUUCCGUUGUGAUCUGUGCGAUAAGGAUUUCAUGUGCAAAGGACACUUAGUUUCUCACCGUAGAUCACAUAGUGUUGAAAGGCCGCAUGUGUGUCCCGAUUGUGGAAAAACGUUUGUCGAGAAGGGUAACAUGAUGAGACAUCUACGCAAACAUGCUUCCGAUAAUGCUCAGCUCAAUUCAUCCCAAUCCUUGAACCCCCAGUCUCAAGGCCAGUCUACCAAUCUUCAGAUACCGCAAGUUGGUCAGCCUACUAGCCCGCCAUCUGGUGGAACAAUUGUCUCACAACAACAACAGCAGGGACCCCCACCACAACAUCUGACGAUGCAUGCUCCGCCUCCACCUGGAAGCCACCCAGUCUUAGUGCCUGCACCCAACGGUAAUGUCCUGGCCUCCUAUUAACAUUACUCGUACUAUUGUCUCUAAAUUUUCCGAAAAUUUUUAUUGGACAUUAGUUCUUUCGGCUAGACUUUGCUGAAAGGACAGUGAUUGAUUUUGUCUAUAAUUUUUUUUACAUGCAGUUAUUCAUGUAAAAUCAAUUGGCACCUGUCUCAGUUCCUGUGAGCUCUAGUUUGGGAUAUAUCGAUUUUCGAAAAUAGAAUUUUCUUCUUCCUCCUUCAAAUAUGACCUCAGCUACUCAGGCCAUUCAAGCAAACUUUAUAUUUAACAAAAUGAGCAUGCUACUGA